Didymodactylos carnosus is the source of this 849-nucleotide messenger RNA. The record is from the annotation of a GenBank genome assembly. Lineage: Eukaryota; Metazoa; Rotifera; Eurotatoria; Philodinida; Philodinidae.
AUGCAUUCUUUUUCUUUGAGUUUUUGAGUUUCAGAUGACUACACUUAAUCAACGUUUAUUUUCAGAAGAUAAUUCAAAAACCAAAUGAAAACCUAUAGUGAGUGAAUGAACCCUUUUGGCCUAAUUUGACUAGAAAUUGGAAAAUUCAUAAGUCAGUGCCAAUCAAACGAAACUUAUCCUUAAUUUCACAUAUAUUUCACUUUGUUUACUGAACUUGGUCCGGUAGUCAAGAAAACAUUCCACUGCUUCAAAAGAUUUCUGAAAAAUCUUUCGAAAACUAUAAAAAUUCCAAUAAUUAAUGGUGAAAAUCCGAUAGUUUCAAACCUCCUUGCACCAAAAGAUCAGAUCUCCUCUACAAAAUGAUGCAAACCGUACGCUUCUAUCUCUUUCCGUUCCUAAUCAUUUAUAAAACAACUGAGACCGUUAUUUUUUAAUUUUGACAGGAGUACGAAUUACGAUGAGAGUGAUGUUGGUACGCAAUUUCUUGCUGCUUCAACAGAAUGGAUCCGACGCUUCAAUAUGGGAGAUUUUAAAUAUAUCGUCAAUGCCUAUUUACCCACUGCAAAGUUGUAUGCUCGUAAUGCGAGUGUUCCAUCGCUACCACUUGUUGGACGAGAAAAGAUUGGAGAAUUUUGGAAUAACUUUUACAAAACAACUGGUGCGACGAAUUUAAUUUAUUAUGAUCGCAAAAUCACUGUGACGGGUCCAAGUAGUGGUGAAUCAUCAUCGAGAUGGACAAUGAAUGUUGGCGAUGGAUUUAUUGAUAAAGAAACAUGGAUGAAAAAUAAUGAAACUGGAAUAUGGUUACUUGCCUUCGAGGAUUUUACAGUGGAACAAAAUUAUAGAUAA